AUGAAAUUCACCUCCAUCCUUAUCUUUUCCGCUUCUCUGGCUUCCGUCUACUCCACUGCCAUCCCCGACCCUGAAACACUCGAAUGCGGCGAGCUUGGUCGCAUGAACAUCAAGCCCGGUGAUCUCCCUGAGAACGUCCACCUCAACGAUGUCCGCACUUGCCGCGAUCACCCCGAAACCACCAGUGUGAACAAGAGGAAGCAUGACGGAACUCCCAGCAUUUUCAAGCGCGAAUGCAACGACUCCGGAAAAUCCAAGGGAUGCUCGAAGAACGGAUACUGCUGGAAGGAAUGCGGUGGUGGCCACCAGUGGUGCUGGAUUGCGCUUGCUGAGGGGGUGACUGCAAAGACUGUGGGUGCUCUUGUUAAGUAA
This is a messenger RNA of Didymosphaeria variabile, 372 nucleotides long. RefSeq lists its product as uncharacterized. The coding region runs from base 1 to 372 and encodes 123 amino acids. The transcript is spliced from 2 exons. NCBI's taxonomy places the organism in Eukaryota, Fungi, Ascomycota, Dothideomycetes, Pleosporales, Didymosphaeriaceae. The record is from RefSeq and is a predicted model, not a curated record.